GAGCCAGAAAGGGUGUUUGGAACAGAGCCUGGGGAGCAGAAGGAUGGGGAAGUUACUUUGAGGGAAGGACCUGGGGUGGGGAGUGGGUUGUGGGGGAUGGAAGCAGUUGAACAGUGGGGAAAGAGGCAUAUUUGGCAGAGGUCAGGGGUCAGGAGGCAAAGGCACUGGAUAUAGAAUCAGACUAGCUCAGCUAGCAGGGAGCCCAGGUCUGAAAUAAAAUUGAGACCAGGGAAGCCAUUCUCUUCCAGCCAGGCUCUCACUCUUCCCGGUUGCUUGCAGCAACCACAUGGUUUAGCCUGUGGCUCCCAGUUACCAACAUCUCAGCUUCCCCACCCCAUCCUCAGGCUGUCUUAACACCCCCUUCCUGAUUUCAGGCUAUAGCAUACCCUGCCCCUUCUUUCCAAGCUGAAGAAUCCAUAAAUUUGAUGAGAAAGCCAGUCCGCCUUGGCCCAGACGGGAGCUACACAGAUACCAGCCACCUACCCCUACCCUGCCCCAUCCACUCGAAACCCAGGAUAAAUGCCUGGUCUUGGGGUAGGGUGCCCCCCCCCUUCAAAUUCUGGAAAGUUUCCUGUAAAUUUGUUUUGCUCAAAAUAAAAAUACAGCCAACGCAAGGGUUUACAAAGCCAGUGGCACACACCCCAGCCCCCCUUCUAGUGGUUGGAACAUCCUGAGCAACAGAAAACCAGCAGUCAGCCUUGGAGGAAUACCACAAGACAGUGUUCUGGCCCAAGUAUGACCCCCAUCCAGAGGCAACGGCUGAAAGGGGCUUAGGAGACGGCAGGCUUCCGCACCUGAGCGCUGGAUGAAGGGAGAGGGGCUGGGUUAGGUUCCUUCCAGCCAGCAAAGACAUCAGACCUCUAUUCGUCCCACAGCCCUACCCUACCCUCAAUUUCCUCUGUGUUAGCGGGCAUGAAUCACGCAUAGCUGGGGUCUGGCAAGACUUGGGGUCUGGUUCCUCCUCUCACCCCCCAACACAGACAAGAACUCCUACCAGUCAGCCCAGAGCUUGCCUUGGGGCCAGAGCUGUGACUCUUCCUGCCCACCCUCCUGUUUCCAUCGUGGCUCAAGGAGACACACAGAGACCCAGUUGGCCGGGGUAGGCCUGCCCACAGGACCUGGGGUCGUGAAGCCUGAGCUGUCAGGACCCAGCCCUCUCACCACCCUUACAGUCCUGGGGCCACUGCCCAGGGGUGGCUUCUGCCAAGUACACCUUGGCGCCACUCUGGCCACCCCCCUGAGAGAACCACCCCCCACAAAGGGUCCUGACCACCGCAGGGUGGGGUGGGUAUGAGGAGAUGUGGACAUUUUAGGGAGAUUAAGGAGGGGGGAAGACAGCACCACCGUGCCUGUGGUCUUUAGGUGUUUGCUGAGGCCUGUGGGUCAUCCCCUCGCCCCCAGUUCCCACUUUUCUGGUUGCCUUCAGUCGUGGCAAAGGGAUACAGGGGGUGCAGGGGACAGAAAGCCAGCCUGAGGCUGGGAGAGAGAGGCCAGGGCCAGUCGAGGGCGGGGAGGAGCUCCACCUCUUGAGAGCAGCUGGAGCGGGGAGCCCGACGCCAGGGUGGCUCUCACGCUCCGCCGGCGCCGCACAAGAGCCCCAUUAAAGCGCCGCAGGCCUGCGACCGCGGCGAGACUCGCGUCCGGCUGUCCGGCCCUGCUUCCUCCCUCGCUGGGUCCCGGGCACGCGGCCGAGGGCGUCUGGGGGGAGGCGUGGAGGCACAGACUUGAGCAAACAAAUAAGUUCAGGGGCUGCCCCCCUCCCCGACUCGGGAGUAAACUCCGGGUCCUGGACACACCCAUACCCUCCCCCGCCCCGGGCGGAGAGGAGGUCGGGGUGGGGAGGGAGCGGGUGCGAGGGCAGGGAGACAGGGGCCCGAGCUAGGGGCCGCGUUUAGGGGCCAGUGCGGCCCCCCGCAGAGUCCCCAGGGUGGGAGGGCCCUUCCCCGUCGAGGGCAGGGGCGCAGCUCUGGGCGGGAGGGAGUUAACCCGGUGGCCUCCGGCUCCACGUAGGAGCUGGCUCUGGCUGCCGGCUGCGGUCAGGGCCACCAUAUAAAUAGGGCGGGAGACCGAGCGCCGAGGACUUGCCGCUGCCCCCUGCCUCGGCCCCAGACGUCCCGGCCAUGGCCCGCCUGGUGCUCCUGCUCAGCCUCAGCCUGGGCCUCCUGGCCAGCCUGCUGCCUGCGCUGGCCGCCUGCCCCCAGAACUGCCACUGCCACAGCGACCUGCAGCACGUCAUCUGCGACAAGGUGGGGCUGCAGAAGAUCCCCAAGGUGUCGGAGAAGACCAAGCUGCUUAACCUACAGCGCAACAACUUCCCCGUGCUGGCAGCCAACUCAUUUCGGGCCAUGCCCAACCUCGUGUCGCUGCACCUGCAGCACUGCCAGAUCCGCGAGGUGGCCGCUGGCGCCUUCCGAGGCCUCAAGCAGCUCAUCUACCUGUACCUGUCCCAUAACGACAUCCGCGUGCUGCGUGCUGGUGCCUUCGACGACCUGACCGAGCUCACCUACCUCUACCUGGACCACAAUAAGGUGACAGAGCUGCCCCGGGGGCUGCUCUCCCCUCUGGUCAACCUUUUCAUCCUGCAGCUCAACAACAACAAGAUCCGAGAGCUGCGCGCAGGCGCCUUCCAGGGCGCCAAGGACCUGCGCUGGCUCUACCUGUCGGAAAACUCACUCAGUUCCCUGCAGCCCGGUGCUCUGGACGACGUGGAAAACCUCGCCAAGUUCUACCUGGACAGGAACCAGCUGUCCAGCUACCCCUCAGCUGCUCUGAGCAAGCUGAGGGUGGUGGAGGAGCUGAAGCUGUCCCACAAUCCCCUGAAAAGCAUUCCCGACAAUGCCUUCCAGUCCUUCGGCAGAUACCUGGAGACGCUCUGGCUGGACAACACCAACCUGGAGAAGUUUUCUGACAGUGCCUUCCUGGGUGUGACCACGCUGAAACAUGUCCAUCUGGAGAACAACCGCCUGCACCAGCUGCCCUCCAACUUCCCCUUUGACAGCCUGGAGACCCUCACCCUCACCAACAACCCCUGGAAGUGUACCUGCCAGCUCCGGGGCCUUCGGAGGUGGCUGGAAGCUAAGACCUCUCGCCCUGAUGCCACUUGUGCAUCGCCCGCCAAGUUCAGGGGCCAGCACAUUCGUGACACAGAUGCCUUCCGCGGCUGCAAGUUCCCCACUAAGAGGUCCAAGAAAGCCGGCCGCCAUUAAACAGGUCCUGACCCAGCCAGUCCUGGUGACUGGCCUCUGCCUUCUGCCGGAGAAACUACUGAUCCUCUCACCUCUGACUCCCAUCUUCUCUCAACACCCUCUGCUGAUACAUAGAUCUGUUCACACCUAGACAUGUCCUGGCAGGGCACCUGGGCACUCCAGCACAAACCCAGCUCCACUUGAGGCUGAGAGCUCCAGCAUGCCUGGCCUCACAGCCACAGCUCCUCUCAGAGAAGCUGUUGCUAAGACCCCCAAGUCCUUUAGGACCAGAACAGGGUGACCAUCAGGAUGGCCACCCUUCCAGAAUCCUCCUCUCAAUUUCCCUUUCCCUGUCAUUCGGAAACAAACAGCAGAUCCUUGCCCUACCCCUUGCUUCUAGGAAGGGUCUGAAGCCCCUACCCUCAACUCCGCCAGCCCCCACCUGCCAGGACACUGGUGCUUUGCCACACAUCCGCCCAUGCUGCAUUUCUUCCCCAGAUUUCUAUAAAUAUAAAUUUAUGUAUGUAUAAUAUUUA
Molecule: messenger RNA, 3721 nt
Organism: Capra hircus (goat)
Lineage: Eukaryota; Metazoa; Chordata; Mammalia; Artiodactyla; Bovidae
Gene: CHAD
Product: chondroadherin
Exons: 4
Coding region: 2121-3206 (361 amino acids)
Cellular component (GO): extracellular matrix
Molecular function (GO): protein binding
Source: RefSeq, a predicted model, not a curated record